Molecule: messenger RNA, 3669 nt
Organism: Lodderomyces beijingensis
Lineage: Eukaryota; Fungi; Ascomycota; Pichiomycetes; Serinales; Debaryomycetaceae
Source: the annotation of a GenBank genome assembly
AUGGAGGAUAGAUUGUCUCUGCAUGGUAACAUUGAAAACACUGCUAUGGACUCGACCCAGGUGACCAUUGCUGGACCAGAAAAUCAUGCACCUGCAGCUGGAAACACGUCUAUGUUGGGUCCACUAUUCAACUUUGGAAGUACACAGGAGCCACUGAAAACCCUGGAGGCCGCCCCUGAUCUCAGUAUAUUGGACAAGAUCAAAAGCAGAUUGUUGGGGAACACGAAUAAAGAGGAAGAGUUGGCAGAAACUCAAGUAAUCACACGAGAUAAUGCUACCGAAACCGCCAAUGAGCCUGUUGAAAAGCCUCCUUCAGCUUCAGCUUUCCAGCUCUUGCCCCAAUUGGAAGUGGAUGAGAGCGAGUUUGCAAAAUGUAAUGGAAUCGAGACAACACAGCAGCAUUCAAUCUUGGAGCAAACUCAAAUGAUACCUAAACGCAAGCUUGCAAAUUUGUUCAUGUCUGACGAAGAGCACGAAAGCGGAAGCGAAGGAACAAAACAAGGGGAGGAGGAAAGAACGGAAGAAAGUCUAGGUCUACUUCCUCUAACUAAAGAAGAAAGGGCUGCAAGAAUCAGCGAGCUCGCGGAGCAGAAGAAGCUUGCACGUAUAGCCAGGGAAAAAGAAGAGCGCCUCGCCAAACAGACCCGGGAUGAGUUGGAGCAAGACAUUACUCGAAGUUCGCUCACGGACGAAGAAAAUGAACUAAACGAGGAAGCUAAUGACACUGUUGUUUCAUCUCACUUGAAAAGCGACGGCUUAUCUGUGAGGGAGUUGCAAAAAGCACAAGAGUUUAUCAACAUCCAAAAGCGCAAGAUUGACAUCCGGCCUGCAUUUGAGAGUACCCAGAUUUUCACCAAGGACCGCUUCCUCAGAGCGUUUUCAGAUAAAGAAGAAGAAGAAGAAGAAGAAGAAGAAGAAGGAAAGGAUGAUGAUGAUAAUGAUAAUGAUAAUGAUAGCGGAGAAGCGGAAAUCAACUCGAGACCAGAUCACGGCCCUUCUUCUCCCACAAUCAAUGACAUUUUAAAUUCCAGUCCUACCACAUCACCCGUCAAGUGUGAUGCCGAGGAUCUCUUUGGCGUGCUCCAGCUUCCAUCAAAGACCAGGAAGCCUACGAACCCACUUGAGGCAUAUGCACAAAGACUCAAGCAAGCAAUGAGCGAGUUACCUGCUCAAGGCUCCCCCACCACGCAACGUCAGAAAGACGUAAUCUCGUUGGAUUCGGAUUCUGAUGCAGAGUUAAGGGACUCGUCGUCUCCAAUCAAAAGCCACUUGAACUCUCAUCCUUUUAGAUCUCAAGCUACUGCCAGUCGUGCUAACGAACUAGAUGUGAUUCCGGAGUUAUCAAAGGAAAAAAAGUUGAUGAUAAGGCAAAAGUACUCAAAGAAGCGAUUGCAAAAUACCCACCAACCACGGAGUCUCAAAGACCAAACAUCCAAGAUUGGAAAUGACUUUUUGAAACAAUUGCACAAGCGGAAUAUUGACCAAUUGAGAGUCCAUAAGCUCAAUGAUCCCGAACACGCUUUAAGAGAGGAGCUAGAGAAGGAAGAAGAGUCAAUGUCUUCAUUAUUGGAGAGGGAAAUGGAGAGAGCACGAAAGAUUAGAAGAAAAGAGAAGUUGCAAGAACGAGCAAUGUUGGCGCUUAUGGGCAAGAAUGCAGGUGAAGCAGCGGGACACGAAAAUGAGGACGCAGAUUACAAUGACUUUGAUGUUGGCCAACAGGACAGCGACGUAGGUGAUAGCGACGUCCCUGAUAGUGAGUAUGAUUCCGAUGAGGUUGACGGAAAUGACUCAGAUGAAAACAACGCAUCGGCCGAGGAAGGCGAUCUUGCUGGGUCACAAAUUAGCUAUGACCAGAAUAAGGACAAUGAUGGCCCACAUACAGAAGGUAUGGAACCGCACGUGCCCAUCAGAGCAGAAACGCAAAGAGAGGAGGUGGAGAAAGAGGAGCAGAAACUUUUCAAGAACUUGGAACCUAGAGAGCAGGAGGACUCAUUCAUCUUCACUCAAGAUGAGAUUGACUUGAAUAUAAACACUGGAGUACCCCAGUUCAACGACCUAACACAGACGCAGGAAACACAGGCUACUAAAAUUCACGUACCAACUCAAGCGGAUGGGAUGCAGACGGGUGUUGCUGGUGAAACCCAAGUGAUUAGGAGGGACACGAAAAGUUCUGGCACUUUCAUGUCAUCUGCCGGUGCCGAGGACGAGGAUGAAGAUGACGUUAUAACUCCAGCCCAGGUUGCUAGAGGCAGAAGAGCAAUUCGAGCUCAAAUGAAUCAAAUUAAAGAAGGCACUGAGGAUAAGGAGGAGGAAGAAGAAGAAGAGGAAGAAGAAGAGGAAGAAGUAGACCCGACGGAAAUGGAGCAGAGGGUCAAAGAUUACGAGUACAUGAUCAAGCGGAAAGAACUACAAUUGCGAAAGAGGAGAAAAGAGUUGGAAAGGAGAGGAUUAAAGGCCAUGGUCGAAGGUGAGGCCGAAGAAUCUGAAGAUGAAUGGAAAGGUAUUGGAGGUGCCGAUGAAGAAUUCAGUGACGUUGCCAACUCUGAAGAUGAGAAAAUGAUUGACAAUGAUUUCAAUAUCGAUUUAAAGGAUGAGGAAAUAAGAAAGAAAUUUAUGGAGGAGUACCACAUCAGGGAUCAAAAAGAGUUGGAGAAAGUGCUCGAUGAUAUAAAGAACCACAAAUUGAUCAAACGAGUUGGAGUUAGUGGAUUGGAUAUUGAGUUGAGCGAUGAAGAAGACCAGUUGUUGGCUGCUUAUAGAAGACAGAAAUUGCAGGAGCAGCAGCAGCGGUUGCUACAGAAUAAAAAGCUCCAGGCGUUGAGUAAAAACGAAAAAUCAAGGGCAUUUUUUGCCACGAUCGAGGAUAGGAACGAAAUCAUCAGAAUCGAUAGUGAGGACGAAAAUGAAGACCUGGAAGCGGUGUCGAAUCCGUUGGGAAACGGCAGGUUGCAGGAUGAAAACAUGAAAAGUGGCGAUAGUCACACUAAAGAAAGCAAUAAAAAAUAUGAUAACGAUGACGAUGAAGAAGAGGAUUCGAUUGAGAAAGAAGCAGCGGUUAGAAAGACAAUCAGAAUCGAGGAGUCCUUUGUCCAGAAACAGUUGUCGUUCCUCAAUGAUAGCGUCUACGAUGACGACGAAACAAAGUAUCGGCGAAUACAACGAAUGUCUAAUUUCCAACACGGCUACCCGGAUGAUGAAGAAGACGUUAUCGACAUUAGAACGUUGAAAUCGCGAAGCUCACUAAACUUGGAGAGAAAGCGUCCCACAAUGAUUGAGCAAAGCUCGCGCCGGAAACGAAGCUUGGACCAAGCAGACACAGAUGUCGAUGAAAACGAGGAAACGCAGCAAGACGAUAGAGAUGCAAGGGAGGAGGAGGAUGACGAGUUCAUGCCCAAGUUCAAGAAGCCCUCACUUGUCAAGUCGUUUAAAUCGUUCCAGGAGCAGCAGGGAGUCUUGAUCAAAGAUGGCAAGCAGCACUUUUCGGGAGUCACUAUACGCAAGCAGUACAAAGCUGUCUCGGGAUCCAAGGCUUCAAUCACAUUCAUGUCGAAGAAUCAGAAGUCAAAUGAAAAGUUAAAGAGCAGUAAGCAAAAACAGAUUGAGAAAGACUUGAACAAUUUCAAAAGAAGCUCGACCUCAUCUUCGUUGUUUUCCAAUUCUGGGUUUUAA